GUUAAUAGUCGUUUAGAUCGCAAAUUUCCAACGCCAAUUUCAAUGGAGAAUCCAGAAAAUCUGAACAUUUACAAAGCUUCGAGAACCAUAAAACGAAGUGAAAACACUCUCUACAACGCCCUACGAUCAAUCUACGAGGAUUCGAUAUUCGUCGGCGAGAUUUCUCAGCUAUGGCCGGAGCUUCCGCUACUUGCAAAUCUCCGUUGUGGCCUUUGGUACUCUCAAAAAUUCCACUCCACUUGCUAUUUCAAGUCAACCGAUGGACAUACCAAUAAUUGGUCUUUUAAUACCUCUCGCCUUAACCUCCAUGUUGCCCUUCUUGCUGGACAGAAGGGAGGGUGUAUGAUUGUUGAUUCAACAAGGAAAGGGAAGAGGUUUCCAGAUAGCAUGUCAAAGACAAUACCGAUUUGGACCUGUGUAAUGAAUCGUGCCAUUUGGAAUUACAAAAUGAGAUCUGGUUUGGCUGGUGCUGCAGAAAAGAAAGAGUCAAAUGAUUCCACUGAACGUGGAGAUAGAAUUAAUGACUUUUAUAGCUGGGAUUGUUCCUUGCAUCUCCCUUUGUGGGUCUCAAAUACUGAAAGAGCACUUAUUGAGGGGCGUUUAGACGGAUGGACCAAGGAUCUGGAGGUCAGUGGAGCUGAUAUUGCUUCCAUUGCUUUGUCCCUGAAAAAGCCGCUACGUCCACUAUGGAUUUCACAAAAAACUGUGAUCUGGUUAAAUGAAGUACCUGAUUGUGAUUCUUGGGAUUUCACUCCAAUAAUGCUUGUUUCUACAUCCUCCCCAAGUAGCAAUUUUCAGCAAAGAAGAACCUCUGAAUUUAGUUGGAGGUACAUAGCUGGAGCUGGAGAUGAUGAGGAAAGUUGGGCAAGGGGCUUGUCACCAAGUCUUUUCUGGAAACAUGCUUAUGAUCUCAUAAGCUCUGGUCCUGAUAUGUGUAACAAGAAGGUAGCUGAUAUUAUUGAGAAGGACAGGGUAUACCGUGCACGGAGGGGAGAAAAUGCUCCUCAAAUAUCUAUUAAGCCUUCAAAAUCUUCUAUGAGUAGUGGCCGUUUGCCUGCGGAAGAACAAGUAGACCUGGAGCCUCAAAUUAUGAACAGAGAUGAGAAGUCUUCUGAUAAUGAUUCCAUAUUUUGGCUGGGGGAAAGUAAUCUAGCGGUUGGCACAACACAACUUGCUAAGGAUGCAUCUGGUGUUGAUUGUGUGUUGAGUUGUGAUCGGGAGUCCAGUUCUCUUUGUUCUAAGGAGUCUGAAGCUUAUCUAAACCUGUCUAUUGUGAGCUCGAAGUUUGACCGAUCUUCUUUAUUAAGGAAUCUUCCCUCAGCGGUGAAUUUUGCAAAGAACAACUUGAAAAAGGGGCAGAAACUCCUAGUUUGCUGCAGUAGUGGGGAGGAUAUUAGCAUCUGUGUUUGUUUAGCAAUUUUGAUGUCAUUAUUUGAUGACAGAGGGCACUUUGAUGAAGGGAGGAUUUUCAGUGAGAGACGAGUCACUAAGUUGGAGUUGCGACGAAGAUUGGUAUUUAUCUGCCAAUUUGCUGUGAAUGCUCGCCCAUCAAGAGGGAAUGUUAAGCAGGUCUUUAAUUAUCUCAGUGGAGGAAAUAUUGAGACAGUUUGUUAAGAAAACGUACUUUGCUUCCAUGCCUUAAAACUUGAUCGCCCAAAUACAAUUUAAAAUGCUACUCAGAUCACUGAUGUGAUUGAGCUCCGGAGGAAGAGUAAAGCUGCUAUAUGCAUCUGGUUUUUCUUGCUUUUUCUGUUAUCGUUUGAGUAAAGUAGUUCCUUUUGAUUGGGAGUUCUGUCUUCUCUCCAACACACUUGAAGCGAUGUUUUGUUUUCCUAGUUUCUGUCUAGUGCAAGCUGAGUAGGUAGGUGAGCGGCCCUUGCCAGUGGCAGAUGUACAAUUAUUUGAUCAGAUAUAUUUGAACUGUUUUAAACGAUUAGUAUUUAUGCGAAGUUUGAACAUAUUGUAACAAAAGAACUUAUAGUAUUGUGUUACUUUGAACCAGCAGAGUUAUACAAUUCA
Nicotiana attenuata is the source of this 2019-nucleotide messenger RNA. RefSeq names its product tRNA A64-2'-O-ribosylphosphate transferase. Lineage: Eukaryota; Viridiplantae; Streptophyta; Magnoliopsida; Solanales; Solanaceae. Bases 43 to 1614 code for a protein of 523 amino acids. The transcript is spliced from 7 exons. The record is from RefSeq and is a predicted model, not a curated record. Gene Ontology annotation, molecular function: tRNA adenosine(64)-2'-O-ribosylphosphate transferase activity. Gene Ontology annotation, cellular component: cytoplasm. Gene Ontology annotation, biological process: charged-tRNA amino acid modification.